Molecule: messenger RNA, 4848 nt
Organism: Harpia harpyja (harpy eagle)
Lineage: Eukaryota; Metazoa; Chordata; Aves; Accipitriformes; Accipitridae
Gene: FANCC
Product: FA complementation group C
Exons: 14
Coding region: 5-1681 (558 amino acids)
Biological process (GO): nucleotide-excision repair; cellular response to oxidative stress; interstrand cross-link repair
Cellular component (GO): Fanconi anaemia nuclear complex
Source: RefSeq, a predicted model, not a curated record
UGGAAUGGCCCAGGGCACUACCAUGCCCAAACUGAACUUUGAAUAUUGGUUGGAUAAAGCUAUUGAAUGGGGUCAAGCCACCACGCUGGAAUCCCAGAAGGAUGUGUGCCUUCACCUGCCCCAGCUCCAGAAGUUUCUACAUCAGAUUUAUGAAAUUUUAAAACGUAUGGAUUCUAUUGUAGCAAUCCAGCAGUUCCCUUUAAUUGGCCAGCUUCUAGGAAGGCUUUGUUGGAAUCCUUUUGUUAUAGGAAAUGAUGAAAGCCAGAAGACUCUGAUGUGGUGCUUAUGUUGUCUAUACAGCAGUGAACCACAGAACCCUGUGGAAUUGAAGGCCAACAGCUGGAUACGGAGUUUGUUGUGCCAUCUUCUUUCUUCUUCUAAGUGGGAAAGUAAUGAAGCUGAAACCAGUACAUUCAUAUCAACUCUUGGCUACACAUCAGCAGAUUAUUACUGUCACUUAGUUAAAAAUAUGGUCUUUCCAUUAGUAACAGAACUCAGAGGAAAUCAGUUCAAUGGACUUAACAUUCAGGGGAGAGUUUCAGCCAGUCGUGUGAAUGCUGUGUCCCUUUUCUGUCUCCCUCUCAUUACUUUGCCUGAUCUAACUCCAUUGCUGGAAACUCUCCUUCUUUACCAUGGAGGUGCUUCAAAAGAAAUUCUCAGUUCAGAGUUUCUGGAGGCUGUGAAUGAGGCCUUUCUAAAGAAGAAGAUCUCCCUCCCUCCCUCAGCUGCCUUCAGCCUCUGGCUUCGUCACUUACCAAGCCUUGAAAAAGCUACCUUAUAUCUUUUAGACCAGCUGGUUACCAUUCAGUUCAAUUCAUUGGAAGAAGUGGCUUGUGUCAUAAAAGACUCCUUACUGCCACAAGCAGCAAGCCAUCCUGCCAUUUUCAGAAUUGUUAAUGAAAUUUUCAAGAAUGCACUGCUGGAAACUGAUGGAACUCCAGAAGUUAUGACCAUAAUACAGGUGUUUACACAGCUCUUCCUUCAGGCUCAUCAGAAUGAAAACAAGCGUAAGUUUCCACUGAAGGCCUACUUCCCUUACCAUCACCAGCCUCUUCUAACAGCUUUACUCAGACGUCCUUUUGAACUGCGUACUACACACUGGUCUCAACACUUGAAACACAUUUCGGAUAUGCUCAAAGCAUUAGUAGAAGAUACAAACAUUAGUUCUCUUGCUGACCUUUUUGAAAUCUGGUUUUUGGUUGCUCGUUUUGGAGAAUGGCUGGAUAUUGCAGCAGAACAAUUACUGAAGGCUGCUGUAGAACCAGAUGCUUUGCUGUGGCUGCUAGCAUUUUACUACUGUCCUCAGAAUGAAAAUCAACAAAGGACUCAAACAAUGGUAGAAGCUCAAGCAGUCUACAACCAUCUAAUGAUGCUCUUCAGCUGUACAGUCCUUUCUGUCAAAGAUCUGGAGGCUGCUGUACACAGUAUAACGGAUAUAGAGCAGCGUUGUAACCAGCAUCUUAUAACCCACCUUCUUACCAACUUUUUGCUCUUUUCUUCUGGUGGACAUAUGAUUGCCCAGGAAUUUAUUUACCAUAUUACUGAGACAACUGAUAGAAGCAAAGAAGUUUGUAGCCUUCUCAUCCGUAGUGCAUACAGAAUUAAACACAAUGGAGAAGAAAACCAAAGGACUGUGAAGCUGCUGAAUGAACUUCUUCAAAAACUAACAUCGAAAGUUUAGAUUUUUGAUGUCAUCUAUUUAUCAAGCCAACAAAUCAGAUCUUUAUCCAGGUGUCAGACUUUCAUUAAUGUCUUGCACUGCAGUUUACCAAGGGUAGAAAAAUAUCUAUGUAAGCAUAUCCCACAGCUUUUUAUUCCCUCAUAUAUAUUUGAAAAUAAUCCUUGGUUUGGAAGUGUUAACCUUUUAGAACAUAACAGUAAAUAUUAAAGAUGGUUGAAAAUUUUGUUCUUGGCACCUUCUUUAACAAGAGACCUACAUCUUGUUAAAGCAGUUCACUCAUCUCCUUGUUGUUCAUCUGGCUGUGGAUCAGUUUUUCUCUCAAAUUACACAUGGUUUUAUUAACAAAUAGAAUCCAAUUGCUUGGUUGGUAAGUUGUUCCUAAGAUGUUUUGUUCUAUAAUUCUGCUUUUAUGAAACUACUGAUGAUCUCAAGUGAGAAUUAGUGAUUCACGGUGAAUGUUCUCAGGAAAUCAACAAUGUUUUCUGAACUCUUUAGUUCUUUUUGAAAAUGUUUCCAAAAUGAAACUCCUCUCAAAUUUGCUAAAUGAUUUUUUUCAGUACUGCAGCUUUCAGAGGACAAUGUUCUCUGCAAAGUAUAAUACCAAUAGCUGGUCUCUGUCAAUAGAUACUGCAGGUGGAAGGUUGCUUGUAGUACAGCCUAUUUUCAGUGUUCCAUGACUGAUACUGUUGUUUAUUUGUUUAAGAAAUCUUUUUUUCACUCAGAAAAAACAGGGCAAGCACAACAUAGGCAUAAGGAAACUUUCCAGUUUGAGGGCCAAAUUUCCUAAAGAGAGCAUAUGGUUGCAACUCAUCUCCUUCCUUUUGGUGUCCAGAGGUAGUUUGCUUGCUUCUUUGUUUAGGUUUUUUGUCUCAUGCAAAGAGCAUGGACAGGGAGCGAUGGCUUACUGUUUUGCCCUUAGGAAAGUAUUUGUCCCAAGAAGUUUUGUGAACCUGUUUCUAGCUUAACUAGAAAAAUAAGCAUGGAGAACAUUAAUGGCAGACGAUCUUAACUCUUUUCAGUAAUUUGUUCUCCUAUAUUUCCUAGCUUUAAUGUCAGGACUUGCGCUAUGUUCAAAGAUGCUACUUGGAGUACUAUUCUUGCAUAUAAAAUCAGAGGAAUGUAUCUUAAAUUAACACUUUCUGAAUGUAGUAUUUGUUUUUGAGCAAGGGAAAAGAAAAACAAUAUACUUAGUGUCCCUUGGCUGUUAAGAAGUGGAAGGAUAUUUUUGUCGACUGAUUUCAUAUAAUUUUGUUCCCAGUGAGUCAUAUGAGACCAAAUCACAGAAGUUACCUGUCCUCUCAGUCAGUUUGUUAAUGUUUGUAAUACUUGAUUCCAGUACAUGAAGAAAUAGUAAAUAUGUAAUGUAUGUCUGUGAAGAAAGGGUUUUUUUUUCUCUUUUUGGAUUCAAAAUACUUCUGAAUGAAAAAUCAGAAAGAUAUGUUGCAAUUUUUCAGUUGUUAGUAGCCACACAUAUCUAAAAAAGGAAAAUCAAGCAACCCAGUUUUCUAUUCCCUGAAUAUCAUACCUGAAAAGCAUGGGAUUAAACUAAAUCAUUUGUUGAUCACAAACUCUGAGGUAUUUGUCUAGUGGGAACAUGUGUGGAGUGCUCUACCUAGAAUGAGAAAUAAUCUAAAAUUUGUGUCCAAAGGAAGAAUGAUUUUUUUUUUUUUUUUGCCUUAAUUUCUAAUCCUGUUGUUGGAUGUGAGAUUCUUUGGUUGUCCUUAAAUUCUCUCCACAUUACAACUAUAUGUAAUUUUAACUACUUAAAUGAAAGAUUGGCAGAGUUGCAAUAUAUGAUUCUUGAAGUUUUGUUAGGUGAAUGAUAUGGGUAUUAUAUGUGUAUUACAGUUGUUGGAGUUUAAUUUGUAACCAUCCUUUCACAGUGCAGUCAUUUUUUUUUUCCACCAACAAAGCACAUGAAGAUUCUUCUAACUUUCUUAAACAAAAUCAAUGUCCUGUUAAAUAAUGAUAAGUCAAUUCAAGCAUGAAGGAAAUGCGUAGUGAAGGCAGAAAGAACAAAAUUUGUAGUGAAUUGGUACAUUCUUGUUUUCCUGUGUUUGGCUUCUUAACAAACACUGCAAGAUUUAAAUAUUACAAGGAAGGAGGGUUUGCUAGUUUCAGGAGACUUUAAGGAAGAAACCUAACUGAUGCUGUCUGUAACUUUAAAAAGAUACAUCUGUACUGGCAUUCUUUUUGCUUUAUUUAGCAUUUUUAUAAAUAUUUGGUAUUUUUUCCUUGCGCUUUCACAGUGCUUGAAUUAUGAUCUAACUUUGAUAUAAACCAUGAUUUUGUGGCACGUUGAAGCUACUUUUUUUAGCUUGCCAGUGGAAGGCAACACUGUGAUUUGGUAGAUCUGAGUCAUGGAAGAUUUCUCAUAUGGUGCCUCCUGCAUUAUCCAUCUAACGUGCAUCUUCUCCUCUGUAAUCACUGCUUUCUGGAAAAGUUCUUUGGAGCCUUCAGGGCCAUACUUUCAUGCAGAACCAGCCAAUGAGUCCUGAAAUCAGGCUUCAAGUAGCUUGUUCCCUUCCAUCCAAUCUCCAUGUCAGCAAACACCCUAAUCUUGGACAUUAUACUGAAUAUAGAGAGCUUUUCAAAAUUUUUCUGCUUCCAGGAGUUUUUUUGAAUAAGAAUACAAACAGUAAAUUUCAUUUGUUUUUUGAUGAUGCUUCUUUUCAGUUUAAGACUGCUAGCUUUUUCAAUUCUGCAAGCUUUCCAGCAUGGGGCUGAGUGGUUUCUGUGCAUUUUCUUCAGAAAAAAGCCACUUCUGUGGCUUUCAUUCAGCCACGAUGUUAGUGCAUAUAGAAAGCAGAAUACAUUUUAUUUUGUGAGGUAUGGUAAGAACAGGUAUGUUACCAGGUGUUGGAAUUUAGCUGACCAGCAGUAACAUGUUAAUCUGUUACUUCUGGGAUUUGUGAUGAAGUUUCCAUACUCACAGCAUUGUAAGUGCAAAGAGGCAUUAAUAGAAAGUCAUACUGAAGAUGCAAGUGAGUUAAUAUUAGUUUUGGUAAGUUAGAAUUCAUGCCAUAGUGGUAGAUGUUUGGCUUGGUUUUGGGGGAUACAAUCUAUUAUACAAGUUUAGGAUGAAACAUCUAGCAAAAAUGACUUGCAAUUAUUAAACCAAACACUACUAAAACAGGUUUGCUCCAUUUCUUCGCUGUAUUAUCCAA